Messenger RNA from Postia placenta MAD-698-R-SB12, 11739 nucleotides. RefSeq lists its product as hypothetical. The record is from RefSeq and is a predicted model, not a curated record. Gene Ontology annotation, biological process: long-chain fatty acid biosynthetic process. Gene Ontology annotation, cellular component: fatty acid synthase complex. The transcript has 22 exons. Lineage: Eukaryota; Fungi; Basidiomycota; Agaricomycetes; Polyporales; Adustoporiaceae. Bases 1 to 11739 code for a protein of 3912 amino acids. Gene Ontology annotation, molecular function: enoyl-[acyl-carrier-protein] reductase (NADH) activity; magnesium ion binding; 3-oxoacyl-[acyl-carrier-protein] synthase activity.
AUGGCCAGUACACGCCCAAUCUUGAUCCAGUCGGGUCCCACUAGAAUUUCCAUUCCCGUCUCCACGCAAUGCGAUGAGUGGACAGCGGCGGAGGUCCUUCGCGAUGAAUUCUCCACUACCAACACCGUAGAUACCCAAGUAGAUGACACAACACAGGCGACCAUAGAGCUUUUCGCCCGUUUUCUUGGGUACAGCGCACAAUACCUAGACGCGGAUCCGCAUCGCACAACGAUCUUACUCCGAGGUGUGAAGGAGUUUACAUCCACCUACCUUUCGCAACAAGAUGUGCACACGCUCGCGGCCGCAUUCGACACUGACGUGCGCAAGACCGUGCUCGCAAACUACUUCCGGGCGUUCGCCGCGCUGGAGGCAAAGAACAUUUCUGAAAUUCCUCGCGCGCCAUCACCAGCGCUAUUCACGACGCAAGACGCGUCAAUCUAUGCAAUUUUUGGCGGCCAGGGGACGAACGAGGUCUAUUUCGAUGAGCUGCAAAACCUCUAUGACACGUACACGCCGUACGUCGCGCCAUUCAUCACUUCACUAACGGAGGAGGUGCUGCUGCCCCUGGCUGCGGAGUAUGGACCUACGACAUACUAUGCGCACGGUCUUGACGUGCUCUCAUGGCUCACCGGCGCGAGGCCGCGCCCACCAACGGCAUACCUGGCCUCCAUCCCCGUCUCAUUCCCCCUGAUCGGCUUGACGCAGCUGACGCAAUACUUGGUCGUCUGCCGGACGACCGGCCUGACGCCUGCAGAGAUGCGGUCGCGGUUGGCUGGUGCGACUGGCCAUUCACAGGGGCUAGUCUCAGCGGUGGUCGUGGCAGCAGCGACUACAGUGUCGACGUUUGUCUCAGAGUCGCUGAAGGCGAUGAAGUGGCUCUUCUAUUGCGGAUACCGAGGACAGGAGGCAUUCCCCGUGCUCGCACUAGAGCCGAGCAUUGUCGAAGACGCGAUCGAGGGUGGAGAGGGUGCGCCGAGCCCAAUGUUGUCCGUGACUGGCUUGGGUUUGAAGGAAUUGGAGGGGCACAUCUCGAAGACGAACGCACACCUACCGCCCAAGUCGCAGCUGCAGGUGUCUCUACACAAUGGUCCGAAGACCUUCGUCGUGACUGGCCCGGCACGCGCGCUUUAUGGCCUAGUAACGCACCUGCGCAAGGUUCGCGCGCCCAGUGGCCUCGAUCAGAGCAAGGUUCCCUUCUCGCAGAGGAAGCCUGUGUUCGCGGUGCGCUUCCUGGUGGUCGGCGUCCCCUACCACAGCGAGUAUCUCGCGGGAGUGACGAAGAAGAUGUUCGAAGAGGAUUUGGAGGGCGAGGAGCUUUGGACGAAGGAGGAUCUUGGAAUUGCUGUCUAUCACACAGAGAACGGAUCGGAUUUGCGGGAGCUAUCGACAUCAUUGACGUGCGCCUUGUGCGACCAAAUCUUCACGCUCCCCAUCCAUUGGGCACAGGCAACUGACUUCCCCGAGACGGCUACGCACGCGAUUGACUUCGGUCCUGGCGGGCUCAGCGGCAUCGGUCCUCUCACAGCGCGGAAUCUGGACGGCCGUGGCGUACGCGUCAUCGUCGCGGGGGACAAGGCCAAGGGCAUCGUCGAGUUGUAUAACACGCAGAACGUGAAGCGCGAGGAGUGGUGGGCGAAGAAGUUCACGCCCGGUCUUGUGAAGACUAGCGACGGCACCAUCCACAUCGAUACCCCAUUCUCUCGCCUGCUUGGCAAGCCCCCAAUCAUGGUUGCUGGUAUGACGCCGACUACUGUCCAAGCUGGCUUCGUUAGCGCGGUUCUCUCUGCUGGUUAUCACGUCGAACUUGCCGGUGGUGGGCACUACAAUCCCGCAGCCCUGCGCGCGAAGGUCGCCGAAAUACAGGCGAAUAUCCCUGCUGGCGUCGGUCUGACGCUCAAUGCUCUCUACAUCAACCCUCGUCAGUUCGGCUUCCAAUUCCCACUGUGGCAGGAGAUGCGUCGGGAAGGUCUUCCCGUUGAGGGAUUCUGUGUCGCUGCGGGUAUCCCAAGCACAGAGAAGGCGGCCGAAAUCAUCGACGCUCUCAGGAGCGCAGGCAUCCGUCAUGUUUCCUUCAAGCCCGGCUCUGUCGACGGCAUCCGCCAGGUCGUGAAUAUCGCUGCGGCCAACCCCGACUUCCCCAUUAUCCUGCAGUGGACAGGCGGCCGCGCAGGCGGUCACCAUUCGUGUGAGGACUUCCACCAGCCGAUUUUGUCGACAUAUAGCGCGAUCCGCCAGCAGAGCAACAUCUCGCUGGUCGGUGGUUCUGGCUUCGGUGGUGCCGACGACGUCUGGCCGUACCUCACGGGUGAUUGGUCAGUGGAGCGCUAUGGCAUGCAGCCAAUGCCCUUCGACGGCUUCCUGUUCGCGAGUCGGGUCAUGGUUGCGAAGGAGGCGCACACGAGCUCCUCUGUGAAGGACCUCAUCGUCGCUGCGAGCGGUGUCGAUGACGCGCAGUGGGAAGGCACCUACGCGAAGGAGACCGGCGGCAUCCUGACCGUCAAGUCGGAGCUUGGUGAACCGAUCCACAAGGUUGCAACGCGUGCCGUCAAGCUCUGGAAGGAGUUCGACGACACGGUGUUCAAGCUGCCAAAGGAGAAGCGCGUUGCGUGGCUGACAGAGCGUCGGGCGGAAAUUAUCGGGAAGUUGAACAAGGACUUCUCCAAGCCGUGGUUCGGUUGGAAGAAAGACGGGUCGGUGGUUGAGGACAUCGCCGAUAUGACAUACGAGGAGGUUGUCUUGCGCAUGAUUCGUUUGAUGUAUGUCGCGCAUGAGGAGCGCUGGGUCGACACCUCGCUGAGGAACCUGACUGGCGACUGGCUUCGCCGCAUUGAGGAGCGGUUUGCGGGUGUGAACGGUGGCGGGGCGAAGUCAUCUAUCCUCCAAUCAUACACAUCCCUCGACAAGCCCCAGGAAUUCGUCGCAUCGUUCUUUAAGGCUUACCCGCUCGCGACCGAGCAGAUUCUUGCCUCGGAGGACAAGGCCUUCUUCCUCGCAAUCUCUCAGCGCCCUGGUCAGAAGCCGGUUCCGUUCAUCCCUAUCCUUGAUGCCAGCUUCGAGGUGUGGUUCAAGAAGGACUCCCUGUGGGCAGCUGAGGACAUCGAGGCUGUCUUCGACCAAGACCCGCAGCGUGUUUGCAUCCUUCAAGGCCCGGUCGCUGUCAAGCACUCCACGAAGAAGGAUGAGCCCAUCAAGGAGAUGCUGGACAACAUCACGUCGAUGCUCGUCCAGAAGCUGGCGGAUCGUCUCUACAAUGGUGAUCUGAGCCGCGUUCCUACUGUCGGCUAUCUCAGUCCUUCCUCGUCGCCUAUCUCUCACAAUGCAUUCGCUUCUCUUGGCGUUGAGCGUGCUGUCAAGGGCAAUGCCAUCACAUAUGUUGUCGGCGCGAACCUUCCCGAUGCUACGACUUGGCUAGAGACUCUGGCGGGACCAGGACAAACUUGGUGGAGGGCACUCCUUACAUCGACUACCAUCGUGCAAGGGAUGUCCUACGUCGACAACCCAAUGCGACGACUCUUCUCGCCUCGUCGUGGGCAAAAGGUCGUUGUUGAGACUGAUAAGGAGUCGCCUGUGGGAGUGUCUGUCUUCGGCGCUGCACGGUCUUAUGGUCCGCACAAGGCAUCGUUCAAGGCAGUUGAAGUUAGCUUCGACAAAUCGCAAAAUGUCAUUAACGUCACGCUAUUCGAAGAUCGUCGCGAUGCCUCCGUUCCUCUUCAUCUACAAUUUGUCUACAAGCCUGCGAUGGGCUUCGCUCCCAUCCACGAAAUCGCUGAAGAUCGCAACAAGCGCAUCAAGGACUUCUAUUGGCGCUUGUGGUUCGGCGAUGAUCAGGUCCUCCCUGAGAUCGACGUUCGGCAGACGUUCACCGGUCCUGACGUCACCAUUAGUGCGGCCGAAGUUGAGAGUUUCUGCACAGUUGUCGGCAACGACGGCGAGUCUUACAAGACAGCUCGGGCAGACCAUGUCCAAGCACCAAUGGACUUUGCCAUUGUUACGGGCUGGCAGGCGAUCAUGAAAGCGAUCUUUCCCUCGUCGAUCGAUGGUGACAUACUGAAGCUUGUUCAUCUGUCUAACGGGUUCCGUAUGGUCAACGGCGCGAGAUCGUUCCAAGCGGGCGAUGUUUGCAACGCGGAGGCUCGUAUUGUCUCAGUUGUGAACAACGAUGCAGGGAAGGUCGUCAAAGUCAAGGGUUUCGUGAUGCGCGGUGGCGAGCCUGUCGUUGAAGUUAUAUCAUCGUUCCUCUACCGUGGCCGCUUCGCCGACUUCGAGAAUACCUUCGAAUUGAUCGAGGAGCCGGACUAUUUCGUUGAGCUUGCAACAGAUGCGGACAUCGGUGUCCUCCAAUCCAAGGAGUGGUUUGAAUGGGAUGACGAGACGAAGCCUAUCCAUACUGGAACUACUCUCAUCUUCCGCAUCCAGUCCGACGUCACCUAUCGCAACAAGACGUGUUUCAAAUCUGUCUCGGUCUCCGGUGAUAUCUUUGUUCGUGAUCAGCUCAAGCGCCUCGUUAAGGUUGGGAGCGUCGAUUUCCUCCAAGACGACAGCCGCGGCAAUCCCGUUCUCGCCUACUUGCAGCGCCAUGGUCAGCCUCAAGGACUUCCAAGCCCUCUUGCGAACGAUGGCUACACGAUGACGUCUACGGGUUCAACUAUCUUCAAUUCCCCUGCUACCAAUGAGCCGUAUUCCGUCGUUUCGGGUGACUUCAACCCUAUCCACAUCAACCCGUACUUCUCGGAUUAUGCGUCGCUUCCUGGGACCAUCACGCACGGCAUGUGGUCAAGUGCUGCCACUAGACGCUAUGUCGAGACAGUCGUCGCCCAUGGCCGUCCUGACCGUGUUAUUGCUUAUGAUGUUGCGUUCGUUGGUAUGAUUCUCCCUCGGGAUGAACUCAACGUCAAGCUCAAGCACGUUGCCAUGCGUGACGGCAACAUUGUCGUCAAGGUCGAGACAUUUAAUUCGCAAGGAGAGAAGGUCCUGGAAGGCACCGCGGAGGUUGCGCAGCCUACCACUGUCUAUGUAUUCACCGGCCAAGGUUCGCAGGAGCCUGGUAUGGGCAUGGAUCUCUACAACAAUUCCCCUGCUGCUCGCUCUGUGUGGGAGGCUGCCGACGCACACCUUACUGCUGUAUACGGAUUUUCGAUCGUCGAGAUUGUCAAGGCCAACCCGAAAGAGAAGACGAUCCAUUUCGGUGGGAUAAAGGGGCAGCAAAUCCGUUCACGCUAUAUGGAGAUGACUUACGACACCAUGGACAAGGACGGUAACGUGAAGACGCUCCCUCUCUUCGGUGACAUCAAUGCCCGUACGCAGAGAUAUACCUUUAGCCAUCCAUCCGGCCUGUUGUACGCGACGCAGUUUGCGCAGAUCGCACUUGUCGUGACUGAGCGUGCGGCGUUCGAGGACAUGCGCUCGAAAGGUUUGGUCCAAACUGGUGCUGCUUUCGCCGGUCACUCUUUGGGCGAAUACUCGGCUUUGGCUUCGAUCGCGGAUGUUCUGCCAAUCUCGUCACUCGUCGACAUCGUCUUCUACCGUGGUAUCACCAUGCAGCGCGCUGUGGAACGCGACACCCAGAACCGAUCUAACUAUGCAAUGUGUGCCGUGAAUCCUAGUCGCAUCUCGAAGUCGUUCACAGAUGCUGCGCUCCGUGAAGUUGUGGAUGAUAUCGCUCAACACACAGGUUGCCUUCUGGAAAUUGUGAACUUCAACGUAGAGGGUCAACAAUACGUCUGUGCCGGUGAACUGAUCGCGCUGCAGACGAUGACCAAUGUCUUGAAUUACCUGAAGGUCCAGAAGAUCGACAUCCAGAAGCUAACCGAGAAGUUCACGAUCGAUCAAGUGAAGGAAAUGCUCCGCGAAAUCAUUGACUCUUGCUACACACGUGCGAAGGAACAGCAGGCGGCUGAAGGCUACAUCAAGCUCGAACGUGGAUUCGCAACGAUUCCCUUACCCGGGAUUGACGUACCCUUCCACUCACGUUACUUAUGGGCUGGUGUCAUGCCAUUCCGAGCUUACCUCUCGAAGAAGAUUAACCCCGCGCAGCUCAAUCCCGAUACCUUGGUUGGCAAAUAUGUCCCGAAUCUCAUUGCCAAGCCUUUUGAGAUCUCGAAGGACUACGUGCAGCUCAUCUAUGAUCGCACCCUGUCUGUACGAUUGGACAAGGUCCUCCGGAAGUGGGAUCAAGACAACUGGGAUGCACCGGAGCAGCGACAGAAGCUCGCCUAUAUCACGCUGGUCGAGCUGCUCGCGUACCAGUUUGCGUCACCUGUACGAUGGAUCGAGACGCAGGAUAUCCUUUUCACGCGUUACCACUUCGAACGCUUCAUCGAGAUUGGACCGUCGCCGACGCUUACCGGUAUGGCCACUCGCACUCUGAAGGCGAAGUACGAGGUACAGGAUGAUUCAGUCAGCCGGACGCGUGCAAUCUUGUGUCAUGCGAAGAACACUAAGGAGGUCUACUACCAAUUCGAGGAUGCACCAGAAGUUGCGGAAUCCGAUGCACAGGCUGACAACGCGGCAAUACAGGCUUCCGUUGUUAGCACACCUAUCGCUGUGUCUGCUGCCCCUGCGCCCGCUGCCAGUGCCACCCCGGCCACUAGCGUAGAUGAUGUUCCCCUGAAGGCCAUCGAAAUUCUCAGCGUCAUCGUUGCGCAGAAGUUGAAGAAGAAAGUGGACGAAGUCCCAUUGUCGAAAUCGCUGAAGGACCUAUCCGGUGGCAAGUCUACCCUUCAGAACGAGAUCCUUGGUGACCUCCAACUCGAGUUUGCGUCUGCUCCGGAGAAGGGUGAGGAGCUCCCUCUUGAGGAGCUAGGCUCUGCCUUGAGUGUGGGCUUCUCUGGGAGUUUGGGCAAGUACACCUCUGGUCUCGUCGGACGUCUCGUUGGCGGCAAGAUGCCUGGUGGAUUCAACAUGUCUUCAAUCAAGGCGUAUCUUUCUAAGGCCUGGGGUCUCGGUCCUUCUCGUGCUGAUGGCGUCCUCCUCCUUGGUACCACUAUGGAACCUGCUAAACGUCUCGCUUCAGAGGCGGACGCGAAGGCGUGGCUGGACUCGAUCGUCGCGUUGUAUGCCCAGCGUGCCGGGAUCUCCCUUUCUGCAGCCAGUACCUCUGGUAGUGGCGGAGGUGGUGGCGGCGGCCCCACGAUCAACAGUGAAGAAUUCCUGAAAUUCCAGGCGGAGCAGGAAUGGUUCGCCUCGCAGCAGGUCGAAUUAUACAUGCGAUAUCUCAAGCGCGACUCUCGAGCUGGCGAGCACAAGUAUGAAAAUGAGAAGGCCAAUGUCGAUGCGCUUCAGUCAAGACUGGACGCCAUCGCGAGAGAACACGGCGACACCUACAUUGAUGGAAUUCAACCCGUCUUUGACGCUCUGAAGGCCCGCCACUUCGAUUCUUCAUGGAACUGGGUUCGUCAGGAUGCACUCCUCAUGUUCUACGACAUCAUCUUCGGCCGUCUUACUACUGUCGACCGGGAAAUUACCGCGCGUUGCAUCGCUAUCAUGAACCGCGCCGACCCAGAGCUAGUGACGUACAUGCAAUACUAUAUUGACCAGUGUGAUCCCAACCGUGGCGAUACAUACAAGCUGGCGAAACAGUUCGGCCAACAGCUCAUCGACAACUGCCGUGAAGUGGUCGGUCUACCUCCUCUGUACAGGGAUGUUACGUUCCCAACGGCGCCGCACACCGAGGUGACUGCGAAGGGAGACAUUGUCUACUCCGAGGUGGUUCGCGAGAACGUGCGCAAGUUGGAGGCAUAUGUAGAGGAGAUGGCCAGUGGUGACACUAUUUCGGCUCCCACCAACAUGCAGAAGAUCCAAGACGAUGUUCUCAAGCUGUGGACCGUCGUCAAGUCUCAGCCGGAGAUCAGCGAGGAGCAGAAGAACCGUAUCAAGGCUCUGUACGAAGGCGUCGUUCGAUCUCUCCGCAAGCGUCCGGAGUCGCGCGCUCGUCCUGGAGCACCAAGGACUCGCCGUUCGUCUUCGCAAUUCCUUCGGCCCCAGAUCUCUGGCAUCGCAUCCGUGUCUGCUGACAAGGUUCCACUCUUGCACCUAAAGCGCAGAGUUGGUACAACUUGGGAGUACAGCAGCAACCUCACUGGUGUCUAUCUCGACAUCUUGCAUGAGAUUGCCACGUCUGGCACUACGUUCAAGGACAAGAACGCUCUACUCACCGGUGUUGGUAAGGGAUCAAUCGGAGUCGAAGUGCUCAAGGGACUUCUCUCUGGCGGAGCGCACGUUGUCAUAACCACUUCUCGCUACAACCGGUCGACCGUCGAGUACUACCAGAGCGUCUUCCAGCGCUUUGGUAGCAAGGGAUCUGGACUGACUGUUGUCCCCUUCAACCAAGGCUCCAAGCAAGACGUCGAAGCCCUCGUCGACUACAUCUACUCUACCCUGGGCCUUGACCUUGACUAUAUUCUCCCCUUCGCUGCCGUCCCUGAGAAUGGGCGUGAGAUUGAUGGCUUGGAUGACAAGUCUGAGCUCGCACACCGAAUCAUGCUGGUCAACCUCCUUCGUUUACUAGGCGCAGUCAAGGUGAAGAAGGCGUCUCGACAUAUCUUGACUCGACCCACUCAGGUGAUCCUGCCCCUAUCGCCCAACCACGGAACAUUUGGACGGGAUGGCCUCUACUCCGAAUCCAAGAUCGGUCUGGAGACGCUGUUCAACAGGUGGAAUUCUGAGAGCUGGGGGGAGUACCUCUGUAUGGCUGGCGCCGUUAUAGGGUGGACUCGUGGCACGGGCUUAAUGGACGCAACCAACAUCGUAGCGCAGGAAGUCGAAGGCAACGGCGUGCGCACCUUCUCCGCGAAGGAGAUGGCCUUCAACCUCCUCGGCUUGAUGCACCCCCUCUUGUUCAGCAUUACCCAAGUCGAACCGAUCUGGGCCGAUCUGAACGGUGGCAUGGAUCGUCUCCCUGAUCUCGCUGAGAUUACGACCCGUAUACGUGGUGACCUCAACAAAAAGAGUGAUCUUCGUCGUGCAAUUGCUCGAGACAACGCAGCGGACUUCAAGGUCGUCAACGGGGUCGAGGCCGAGCGCGUUCUCCAGACAGUGAACGUAACACCUCGCGCUAAUUUCAAGUUCGAUUUCCCUUCACUAGAGUCUGUGGAGUCUUUAUCCGAUGUUGCUGCCCUCCGAGGAAUGCUGGAUCUUGACCAGGUUGUCGUCGUAACAGGCUUCGCGGAAGUGGGGCCUUGGGGUAGUUCGCGUACCAGGUGGGAAAUGGAAGCUCGCGGUGAAUUCACUAUCGAAGGCUGCAUCGAGAUGGCGUGGAUGAUGGGCUACAUCAAGCACUUCGACGGGCGAUUGAAGGACGGCUCUCUGUACGUGGGUUGGGUUGACUCCAAGACUGAAGAACCUGUGGACGACAAGGAUGUCAAGAGUCGCUACGAGAAAGACAUUCUCGGCCGUGCUGGGAUUCGUCUCAUCGAACCGGAGCUCUUCCGCGGAUAUGAUCCCAAGAAGAAGACAUUCAAUCAAGAGAUACAGUUGAUUCAUGAUCUUGAAGCGUUCGAGGCGAGUCAGACUGAAGCUGAGAAGUUCAAAUACGAACACGGCGACAGCUGCGAUAUAUGGGCUGGCGAGGGAGGACAGUGGUUCGUCAAGCUCAAGAAGGGUGCGCGCGUCAUGGUGCCGAAAGCCUUCAAGUUCAACCGUCUUGUCGCUGGUCAGAUUCCUACCGGAUGGCACGCUGGUCGUUACGGUAUCCCUGCGGACAUCAUCUCUCAAACCGACCGUACCGCUCUAUGGACUCUGGUUGCAGCAGCAGAUGCGCUCAACACGUCCGGUAUCACCGAUCCGUACGAGUUGUACCAACACAUGCAUCCAUCCGAGGUUGGCACUAGCAUUGGUAGCGGUAUGGGCGGUAUGGAAAGUCUGGCGAAGAUGUUCAAGGACCGCCGAGACGAAAAGGACGUACAAAAUGACAUCCUGCAGGAGACGUUCAUCAACACGACCGCAGGAUGGGUCAAUCUCCUUCUGCUUUCAUCUUGUGGACCAGUGAAGAUUCCUGUCGGUGCCUGUGCGACUGCUCUGCAAUCGGUAGAGAUCGCUUGUGAUACACUCUUAUCCGGUAAAGCCAAAGUGAUGCUGGCGGGAGGAUACGAUGACUUCAGCGAGGAAGGCUCCUACGAGUUCGCGAACAUGAAGGCCACUAGUAACUCGGAGACUGAGUUCGCUAUGGGUCGAGAGCCAACAGAGAUGUCGAGGCCUGCCACCACGACUCGUGGAGGAUUCAUGGAAGCACAAGGCACGGGUGUACACGUCCUCAUGAGUGCGAAGACAGCGUUGGAAAUGGGUUGCCCAAUUCGUGGCAUUGUCGCAUUCACAUCGACAUCCACUGAUAAGGCAGGAAGAUCAGUCCCUGCUCCAGGACGCGGUGCGCUCACCAUCGCCAGAGAGAUUCAGUCGAAACACCCUCUUCCUAUUCUUGAUAUUGCAUACCGUUCACGACAGCUCGCGUUCCGUCGUCGCCAGAUUGCUGAUUGGUUGGAGAAUGAGCGACACCUACUGCAAGAGGAGCUCGAGUUCCGAAAGAGUCACAACGAGCCCGCCAGCGGAGACUACCUCGCCAGUCGCGUAGCUGACCUAGAGAAGGAGGCUGCCCGUCAGGAGAAGGAUGCUUUGGCAACGUACGGCAUGCUUCAAGGUGUUGACCCUCGAGUGUCCCCUCUCCGUCGCGCACUAGCCGUCUGGGGGCUGACUGCAGACGACGUUGGCGUGCUGUCCAUCCACGGUACCGGUACUGGUGCAAACGAGAACAAUGAGACACACGUCUGGAAUGAUGUCUUCGCCAAUAUCUCUCGCACCCCGGGCAACGCUGUACCUGUCAUGGCUCAGAAGAGUCUCUGCGGCCACUCCAAAGGUGGGUCAGCUGCAUGGCAACUGGCCGGUCUGCUUCAGAGCGUGGGAAGUGGUAUCGUCGCGGGCAACAGAAAUGCCGACAACGUGGACUCGCACUUCAAGGACUACACGUACUUGAUGUUCCCGUCGGUGUCGAUUCAUACCGAUGGCAUCCGUGCAGGCCUUAUGUCGUCAUUCGGGUUCGGUCAAGUCGGUGGAACUUGUCUCGUCUUGCAUCCUCGCCACGUCUUCGGUGCCCUCGAGCCGUCUGCAUAUGAAGCCUACAAGGCCAAGAAUGCUCGCCGCUCCCGCCUCACAUAUAAGGCCAUGAGUGAGAUGAUGAUCACCAACUCAUUGGUUCGGGUGAAGGAGGGCCCGCCUUUCACGAAGGACGUCGAGGCAGCCGUUAUGCUUAACCCUCUCGCAAGGACUUCCUACGAUUCGAAGACGGGCAGCUAUGUCUUCACGUCCAAGCUGGCCACGGAGCCUCAGGUCGAUACGGCUCACGUCAAGGUGGUCUCACAGAUCAUCUCGGAGAAGGAAUCCACCGCAGGAGUCGGUGUCGACCAAGAACUGAUCUCGUCGGUGCCGUCGUGGAAUCCCGAGUUCGUCAAGCGCAACUUCACUGAGGCCGAAAUUGCCUACUGCCGAGGACAGCCGUCUUCUGAGUCUUCCUUCGCCGCACGGUGGGUCGGCAAGGAAGCCGUCUUCAAGUCGCUUGGUGUCUCGUCGAAGGGUGCCGCGGCGCCGAUGAAGGACAUCGAGAUCCUGCCCGACGAAUCCGGCGUUCCUACGGUCACGCUGCACGGCGACGCUAAGUCUGCGGCCGAGGCCAAGGGUAUCUCGAAAGUCCAUCUAUCGCUCAGCCACUCAGAGAAUGUCGCCAUCGCGUUUGCGCAAGCCACGUCUUCAUGA